Fonsecaea multimorphosa CBS 102226 is the source of this 1287-nucleotide messenger RNA. RefSeq lists its product as uncharacterized. Gene Ontology annotation, molecular function: intramolecular lyase activity. The transcript has a single exon. The coding region runs from base 1 to 1287 and encodes 428 amino acids. NCBI's taxonomy places the organism in Eukaryota, Fungi, Ascomycota, Eurotiomycetes, Chaetothyriales, Herpotrichiellaceae. The record is from RefSeq and is a predicted model, not a curated record.
AUGAAUCCCUCGCCAGCUCGCACCCUCCUUUCCAGGCGGGUGUGCCGCUGCACAUCCUCGAAAUUACCGGUCUCGAGUCCUCAUCUCACUCGACUCCUCUCGAGCAGCACCCAACACAAUGAACCCACAAGCCCACAAUCCUCUUUCACCUCCCCGAUCCCGACUUAUGGCUCGUCGGAGAUGCUCCGUCGAAAAUACCAAAAGACAAAGCAGGAGACGGGGGACGUCAGAAAGGACAAAGCCGAGCAAGCCAGAACGGUGAAACGCAUGCGCUGGGCCGGCUACGGGAUUGCAGCUUGUACCUUGGCCAUUUUUGCGACAGUCUCGCUAUACCCCGAUCCCAGAAAAGAGAGCCAGGCUGUAGUAUCAAAGACGGAAGAGAAACUCCCCUCAAACGUUGUCCGGCUGGACGCACCGGCACCGCCUUCUAUAACCGGCUCCAUCGUCGACCCGUCUUCCAAGCCUCAAGACGUCGAACAGAUACCCACUGGCACAAGCUCCAUCCCUUUCUUCCCUCGAAUCAUUCAUAUCGCAUCCGAUGCGCCUCCGUCCACACCAGCAUCUGCUAACGAGGGCAGCCAAUCCGACGUGGAAUACCAACUGGUCGGGUUGGGGAUCCGCACGGUAUCCAUCCUCAGCAUUCAGGUCUACGUCGUCGGCCUCUACGUCGCUGUAGCAGAUAUUGCGGCCUUGCAACAACGGCUCGUGCAGGCGGCCGUGCCUCCGAGCGAGAGCGUCGCGACGACCCUCGUGCCCAGCGAGAAAUCCCAGCUGAAGGAGCUCCUGCUCGACCCAGACCGCGGGGAGCAAAUCUGGAACGACAUCGUCAAGGACGGUCAGCUGCGCACAGCCUUCAGGAUCGUCCCGACGAGAAACACCGACUUUAUGCAUCUGCGUGACGGCUUUGUGCGGGGCAUCACGGCGCGCUCGGCGCAUUUCGCAUCCGACAGGCACGAUGACUCAUUCCAAGACGAGUCCUUUGGUGUCGCGCUCAACGAGUUCAAGUCGGCGUUUGGAGGCAGCGCGCGGAGGAAAUUGCCCAAGGGCGACAUUCUGUUGCUUGUCAGAGACGCGCAGGGCAAGAUGACCGUGUGGAACGAGGACAGCAAGAGGGGGGAUCGCCUGCAGAUGGGCGUCGUGACUGACGAGAGAGUUGGAAGGUUGUUGUGGCUGAAUUACCUCGCUGGCAAGAACGUCAGCAGCGAGGACGCGCGGCGCAACGUCGUCGAGGGCUGUAUGGAGUUCGUGGAGCGGCCGGUGGGCACGGUUGCGACGCAGGUUGUAUGA